AAACUUCUAACGAGCUUUGCAGUUCAUGUUUAUAAUCAAUGGAGUACAUAUCCGUAUCAGGGCUUGGAGCAAGGCGCGAGUCGAAUGAGCUACAUACUUCAAGUCUCAGAUUUUGGCACUCAGCUUCUCUUGCAUGAAAGUUCUAGAGGAGGAUGAGGUCGAGAUGCAAUGCUGAGCGUCCAUUCUGGAAUCAGACCACAGAUUUUACGGAGUACAGUCAGGCCGUCGACCCGUUGUUGUGAUCAAGUCUACAACAAAAGGUCGACGCAGUCACAGCUUACAGAAAUAUUGAUUAUCAGUGUCGAAUAUGUCGUCACGCAAUUCGGCAGAGAUCAUCCACGGUGGGCUGCUUAACUGGAACACAGUUCAAUCUUUUCUCGGAACUAAGUUUGACGCAGACCUAAUUGCUUCAGCGAAGGAGCAGGUUCGCUUCCUGGGGCUUGUGCAGAAGACCCCAGCUUUACGAAGGCCUGAAGUUUUGAAAUGCGCCAUACAUCGAUACUGGAACAACUAUCUUCCAUUAGCCGCAAAGUUCCAGUCCAAAGGAUUUCCUGAUGCUGUUCUAGCCAAGACCGGUGCUCAUUUUGUACCACCUUUGGAUUGCGCAUGGAUCUGGCAUUGCCACAAGCUGAGCCCGGUGCGGUAUGCAAGUGACUGCAGAAGAUUGUUUGGAGAGAUCAUUGACAUCAGAACCAUCCCCAUUGAAGGAACUGAGAUGAAUAACUCAGAACGAGAUUCGUGCACUUUGUGGCAAAUGGAAUACCCGGAUGAGCCAUACCAUCUAGUUCAGCUUUGGGAAGAUGGCACCAGCAUGGAGUUUCAAAAUUCUCUGAACCGCACACCGAAGGAGACUUCUCUCAUUGAGCCAUACAACCUAGAGGCUGCAGCUGCCAGACAGGCCCCUUUCUACUUUCAGGUUCAAAGGAGCUGGUUCACUGACGAUGGGUACUUGGAGGGGGCCCUACAAAGAUACAAAGGAUAUCUUUUCCUGAUUGAACAAUCUUUGAAAAAUCCCAUGGCAAAGGAUCGACCUGUUUUCCUCGUUCCGACUUACGACAUUGAUCUGAUUUGGCACAGUCACCAGCUCCACCCGAUUGCUUAUGCCAGACACACCAGUGCUCGAUUUGGGACAAUUCUGGACCACGACGACACCGACACGGAUCGAGGCGAGGGAGCGAAGCUGCACAGCAGCUUCCUUGAAACAUGCAACAAGUGGUGGGCUACUUUCGGGACCGUGUAUGAACGAGCUGGAGCGAUGUAUCGAGGGCCCGAGCCGCAGGUGGAGCCUAUCCCGCCUUCGCCCGAUAAUGAUCCCAAGGCCCUUGAAGAAGAACGGAGGUUGCUAGAGUUUACUUACAAGAGACGCUGGAAUUCAUCCUCCUUCGACAGCCACAUGGAGUCUUGUGCUGAAGAUAGUCCUGACGCUUACUUGAGGUCGACCUUCGAGGUGCAUCUGGUGGUUCUGGGCGCCCGAAAUCUGCCUCAUCCGUCAACUAGCUUUAAGGAGACAUUCAGUGUUCGUGUGAAAACCAUAGAGAAUUGCAAAGGUUUUUGGACCAGUACAGCUGCUAUUGAAAGAAGCCAAUUCGGAAAUCAGGCGGAAUGGAACUAUGGUCUUGCUAUGGAAGCUGAACGGGGAACAGAAGGUCUGCAAUUCGAACUGUGCUGCCACAGGUUCAGGAGAAAACGAUUUGCAGGACGAUGCUUCCCUUCGAAAUCAUCGCCAUACAAAUUCGAUCAGGAAGUUAAAUAUGGGAGCCCAAUGAAAACAGAUGUAAUGAGCGAUACCCAGAUCUUGGGAAGCAUUUCCAUCCCUUGGAGGAAACUUCACUCGUCUAAGCCAGACCAGUGGACAACUAAAUCGAUGAAUCUUGACCUUCUUUCCGUGAUUCUCGACAUAUCCAUUUCUGUAACACCAUCUCAGCCUGGACCGAAGUUGCUCCGCGCACUGCGUUCGCCUGUGACAGAUGAUAGCUGCAAACGCAUCGCACUUGAUAUUGACUCAGACGCACCUCCUCAGUCAGGACGCUGGACGACCAAGAUCGUGGUGAAUUACACUGGAGAGCCCUUGUACGUGAUUCGAACCAGAUCAGCACAUCUUGCAAUUGGUGCGCCGGCCUCGUUGCAAUGCAACUGGGAGGACACAAUUGUGCAGAUACAUCAAGCAGAAUGUGUAUCGGACGGGGUUACAACUGCAGGUGCUGUCAUAGCCACAGCCAAACCACAUGUGAGUGAGUUCCAGAAAGCGGAAAAGGAUCAGGUUCAGCAGUGGUCUCUCUUCAAUGACGGAGCCUUUCUGACGGUCCGUAAACCCCCAAACGACAGGCCAGGAAACCUCGACUGUGAAAUCCACGGCAGAUGUGGUCCACACCCGAUGAGGUUGCUCUCAGGCAGAAGAAUCGAAUACGCUACCGCUGACGAAACUUCCACUGGCAAGUUCCUAACGCUAGUUCGAUAUACUCCGGACGCUCCCAAAGGCAAGGCCACUGCUUUACUCAGCUUGAGCACAGCCUGCUUCGAGAUCAUGCCAGGUGAAAGUUCGGUGUUAGUGCUCUUGAUCUGCUCUGCGGUGAACAUGUCUAUGCACGACUUUGGCAUACCCAUACAUUCUUCACUCUGGAGUGUUAAUUCUUGCGUUCCAGAAACAACGACCAGAGGCAAAUAUGGCGGCCAAAUAGGCGCAAUCAGGAUGCUCAAGAACCAUCUCUCGGCAAAAUGGAGCACGCCGCUUCCCUCGGACAUCCCGAAGAUCCCGGAGGUGCAGCCCAGGCCAGGGAAAUCCAGUUCUUGGGUUGUUGACGGCAAUGUUGGCAUUUCAGGCGCAAUCAGGAUGCUCAAGAACCAGCUCUCGGCAAAAUGGAGCACACCGCUUCCCUCCGGAAAACCGGAGGUGCAGCCCAGGCCAGCUCUGUACCAACCGUGGUGGCAACUCGGCGGGGACAUGGAGUCUCGGCACUAUGACCUACAGGGCACCACUUGCCGGCCUGCGGCAUGCGCCGGCGCAGCUUGUGGGGGGAACCAACGUCGCCGUGCAAUUGAAGAAAGAGGGGGCGGAGGUGCGGGUGGAGGUUUUAGCGCAGGGAGAGGAGGAGGAGGAGGUGGUGGUAGUUGCGGAGGAGGAUGUGGAGGAGGUUGUGGCAGUUUCUGAGAGAGGGCUUUGAACCCAGUCAACCCAGCUACCAGAGUACAGUACCGUGGUUGCUUUUCGUGUUGAUUUUCUGACCACUUCUGCACGAUACAAGUCACUAUUUUCUUCAUUGUACAGGAAUUAUGUCCGAUCCAUAAUUUGGGAAACAGUCUUGUAAGUGUGCGUUUGCCAGUAAUAAAAUAGGAUGCUGAUUCGAAUCUU
Marchantia polymorpha subsp. ruderalis is the source of this 3349-nucleotide messenger RNA. NCBI's taxonomy places the organism in Eukaryota, Viridiplantae, Streptophyta, Marchantiopsida, Marchantiales, Marchantiaceae. The record is from the annotation of a GenBank genome assembly.